AUACCAGCGUGCAUACGUCAUAACCAAUUGCGAGAACCCACUUCCUGGUGACAGAAUAUGCAAUAAAAAAAUAAAUAGCUGCGUUAGCUUUUAGAUUGGAGUUGCUGUUUGGGAUCAGGAUGAUUGAUGUGCGGGCAUGGGCGGAGUAUGUGGUGGAGUGGGCGGCUAAGGAUCCGUACGGCUUUCUGACAACGGUCAUCCUGGCACUCACGCCCCUCUUCAUUGCCAGUGCCCUGUUGUCGUGGAAACUGGCCAAGAUGAUUGAGGUGCGCGACCGCGAGCAGAAGAAGAAGCAGAGACGUCAGGAGAACAUCGCCAAAGCCAAGAGGACCAAGAAAGACUGACCAGUGGAGGGCGGGAUCAGCAGAGGGAGGAGUGUACCUACAUGGCUAUGCUCAGUGCUCUCUACUUGCAGUGCCCUCACAUCCUCAACCCAGCGCAGGUCCAAAGCCUGUCUCUUCUGUCCAGUCUAGGAGGGAUGGAGGCCGCACUUGGAGGCCUUACACAGCUGACAGGGAAAUGUAUAGAUAGGGAAGACCUAUUCCACGCCCCCCAUCAUCUGCGGGUGAAACAGGGACUGUCUGUGUAAUUUAUGAUGUGGAGAUCUGCUGUAUGGUCUUGGUGCUGUUGCAGUACUUUGCAUUCCAUUUGUAACAACUCCAGUCUAAAAAUUUGAUUCAUUAUUCAGAUAUUUUUUACAUUUAAAGUUAACAAUCAUCUGAUUUUGUUUUUGCUAGAUUUUAAUCAAGUUCUUAAUAAAAAAGCAGCAGAUUGUUUUGUUAUGGUGAAGUAUAACCCUUACUGACAUGAUGCCUAGCUGAAAAGGGUUGAGUUCCUGCCCAAUAUAGAUGUGCUGGCACCACUCUGGAUCAACCAAUAUUCUGACACCUGACCUUAGGCAACAGCAGAAGAUUGUAGUGCUGAGGGAUUAAUCAACCAAUGUUUGCAUGGCUUGUCAUUACCUUUUCAGUCUGAUAUCGAUUGCUGUAUCACAUGACACGUUUAGCACAUCCAUCCAAUCAUUUGAAGGUUUGGCAGUAGUCUAUUGCCAAAUCACAAAUGAAUCUGUACUUCCUCCACUUCACCCUUAGCCCAACAUUUGUGUGCUCAUGCUAGUGGCCGUUUACGCACGUUUCCCAAUUGCAGAGGAAGUGAAAACAAUCAAGGGUGUAGGGGUCUAAUUGGACCGUUCAGUGGCUCCUUCCAGCGAGUUUGCAACGAUGCUGCCUACAUGAUUGAAGUGGAAUCCCAAGUUAAUUUUAAACUUGUGCAAUUUCACACAAAGAAUGGAUAGGUGGGCCUAAUUAUAAGACAUCUUCAUUAGUUUGUCUGGUUUUGGAGACUUUACACACAAUACAAAAAAACAUUUACAGUAUCCAGUUGAGCAGGAACUCGACCAAAAAGUGAGCGAGGUAGUUCAUGUAAUGUAUAUUCUUUAUUUAGUCUAUUUUUAACACAGCAGACUUAAAUCAUUUCAAGUGACAACACAGUUCUUCUGAUGGGUUGUUUACUCCUGAGACCUGCCAGUCUUUCACCAUCUUGCAAAUCCUUUCCAUCAUUUAGUAAAGAGAUGUUUAAAACGU
Molecule: messenger RNA, 1583 nt
Organism: Esox lucius (northern pike)
Lineage: Eukaryota; Metazoa; Chordata; Actinopteri; Esociformes; Esocidae
Gene: smim15
Product: small integral membrane protein 15
Exons: 2
Coding region: 120-344 (74 amino acids)
Source: RefSeq, a predicted model, not a curated record